Messenger RNA from Schistosoma intercalatum, 645 nucleotides. NCBI's taxonomy places the organism in Eukaryota, Metazoa, Platyhelminthes, Trematoda, Strigeidida, Schistosomatidae. The record is from the annotation of a GenBank genome assembly.
AUGAUUUACACAUCAAAAGUAAUCAACUUCUGUGAGCUUCAUGCUGACUCAUCUGCCACUACUACUACUACUCUCUUUCUCUUUCUCUCUUUCACACGCAAACAUUCACAUAAACAAACUAUUAUUGUUAUUACUACUACUACUACUACUACUACUACUACUACUACUACUACUACUACUACUACUACUACUACUACUACUACUACUACUACUACUACUACUACUACUACUACUACUACUACUACUACUACUACUACUACUACUACUACUACUACUACUACUACUACUACUACUACUACUACUACUACUACUACUACUACUACUACUACUACUACUACUACUACUACUACUACUACUACUACUACUACUACUACUACUACUACUACUACUACUACUACUACUACUACUACUACUACUACUACUACUACUACUACUACUACUACUACUACUACUACUACUACUACUACUACUACUACUACUACUACUACUACUACUACUACUACUACUACUACUACUACUACUACUACUACUACUACUACUACUACUACUACUACUACUACUACUACUACUACUACUACUACUACUACUACUACUACUACUACUACUACUACUACUACUACUACUCUACUUCAUAUCUUUGUCUAA